AUGAGUGCUUUCAGGGAUCUGAUGUCUAUAGUAGACCCUUCAGCUCCAAAGACAUCCACUACAUCCAAGCCAGUCGCACCCGCUGGAGCGUCCAAACCGGUGUCGCGACCAGCUGGAGGGGCAAACGGUGCUUCGCCGUCGCCUCAGCUAAAGCGCAAGGCAUCUGGUUCAGUAGAGAGCAGCCAGGCCAAGAUUCAGAGGAAAGAAGCUGCUAGUCAGACCACAGCGAACGGAGUUGUACGUUCCACGUCAACACCAGCGGCGCUGAAACCGACCCCUGCGCCGGUCACCACAGUUCCAUACCGUGGGACUGCAGCCCCAUCCUCCAUGAAGACCACAAGUCCGGCAGUACGCAAGCCUCCUACACCAGCAAGCGCCCCAACAGCCGCUUCUAAGGCUGCAGCUCCAGCUCCGAAACCCGCUCCGGCAUCUACCGGCGGAGCUCCGGCAUCCACUGCAGCUCCGAAGAAAGGCUAUUUGGCUCUAUUACAGAAGGCGAAAGAGAAGGAUGCGACAAAGCCCAUUGCCCCCCCUAUCAAGCACGAACCAACCAAGAUUCUAACGAAGAAAGAGCGGUUGGCCCUGAAGGCAGAGGCCAGUGCAGGUGCCAAGGGAAAGAAGCCUGUUGCUGGACUACCUUCAAAAGCAGUUGAUUCCAAGGCCGAUGCAUCAAAGCGGAAGCCCAUUGAAGUCGGCUAUCAAGGGACAGCGCGACCCGCCAAGAAGCCUGUCGAGGUGGGUUAUAAGGGUACCGCUCGACCCGCUAGUGCUCCAGCAUCAUCAAGUCGGAAUGGCACACCGGCUGCAAAGGCUAAGCCGGCUCCAGGCAAGGGACGCUACGAUGGAUACGCCGAUUGGGAUGAACUCGAUGAUUUGGAGGACGAUGAAGAAGACUACGAAUCCGAUGCCUCCUCCGUCAUGGAGGGUGGUAUCUGGGAUGUCGAACAAGAAGAGCAACUUGCCCUUAAGGUUGCAAAGAAGGAGGAUGCUGAAGCGCUGGCCGAGGAGAUGAGACUCAAGCGUGAAAAAGAUGCUCGGAAGCAAAAGCUGUUAGCCAUGUCAAAGGCAGCUGCAGCAAAGAGGAGAUUUUAA
Molecule: messenger RNA, 1092 nt
Organism: Plenodomus lingam JN3
Lineage: Eukaryota; Fungi; Ascomycota; Dothideomycetes; Pleosporales; Leptosphaeriaceae
Source: RefSeq, a predicted model, not a curated record